This is a messenger RNA of Phytophthora megakarya, 471 nucleotides long. The record is from the annotation of a GenBank genome assembly. Lineage: Eukaryota; Oomycota; Peronosporomycetes; Peronosporales; Peronosporaceae.
AUGACGGAGAGAGCGGACUCUCUUCGGGCGUUGGUGGACUUAGGCGCUCCGAACAACUUUGUUCGACAGCAAUUAUUUCUGCCGUUGUUGGACUUCGAGGAGAAGCAUACCGAGAAGCGCGCAAUUCCGGCACGCCUCUCGUACAAACAUCCGGUGUUUGUGGAAGCCCUUAUCAUCCUGGCCUUGGACGACAAGUUCGACAUGGUGUUAGGCAUGUGGUGGCUUGCACGGCAUGAUCCCAUCUUCGACUGGGAGAAGCGUACGGCCGUACGCUUCAAACUCCUUGACGCAACAGAGAGCGACGACCCUGAUACACCUAGCGGUGCAUCCGAACCUCUUAUAGAGAAAGUGGUUCGCGUCUCUGUCUUCUGGUGUAGCGCGCGGGCUGUAAUGGAGUCGUUGACAGGAACGAGUGUCUGGUCAGGAACCAGACACUACCAAGAAAUUAUCCGCCGUGAGGCGUCGAAGUGA